CGCGGACAUUCAGCAGGAAAGAGGGGGACGGAUGACGAUGAGUGACAAGGGCUGUGACAGCGGCACGCAGCACGCAGCAGACGUGCAUCGCACGUCGUUGACCAAUGAUGAAAUUGGGCGAUACAGCCGUCAGAUGAUCUUGCCCUGUAUGGGCUUGGCAGGACAACUGGCGCUUGUGAACGCCAAGGUGCUUGUGGUUGGUGCUGGUGGACUGGGCUGCCCUGUUGGCAUGUAUCUCGCCGCCGCCGGCAUCGGCACGCUAGGGUUUGUGGACGACGACACGGUUGACGUGUCCAACCUUCACCGUCAAGUGCUGCACACAGAGGAUCGGGUGGGUGUGCACAAAGUGGACUCCAUCAUAGCCAGCUUAAAGAGCCUCAACUCCAAUGUGCAUUUUGUUGCCCACAAGUGUCGGCUGACCCCAAGCAACGCCCUGGCCGUCAUGAGGGGAUACGACGUUGUUGUGGACGCCACAGACAAUGCGCCAACACGGUACCUUGUCAACGACGCGUGUGUCCUGCUCGACCUCCCCCUCGUGUCUGGCAGUGCGCUGCGCACAGACGGACAGCUCACCGUGUACAACUACAAAGGCUCGCCGUGCUAUCGGUGCCUGUUUCCCGACCCCCCACCCGCUUCCACAGUCACCAACUGCUCAGAUGGAGGCGUCAUCGGCGUACGUGCGCAUGUGUGUGCAUCGGUGAUGGCGCGGCGCAUGCUGGUUGCUGAUGCUGCCGGCGGGCUGUUCCGCACAAUCAAGCUGCGGCCACGCAGGCCUGACUGCGUUGCCUGUGGUGAGGGCCCAAACAGAAUGCAGGCCCUGCUGGAGGAUUACGUGUCGUUCUGUCACAUGGACGCGUGUGAUGUCACCAGCGGCGUGUCCCUUCGUGACCCAUCACAACGGCUGACUGCACCCCGACUUCGCGAUCUUCUCCACCGCCACCGUGCGCCCGCGACGCGCACCAAUAUCAUCGACGUGCGACCAGCGGUUGAGUUUGGCAUCUGCUCGCUCCCAAACACACUCAACGUGCCCCUCGCCACCAUCAAGCGGGUGGCUCGGCGCGGGUUUUCGCCGGGGGCAGAAGGAGCCGAGGCCAUAUUGCAACGCGUCAUUGACAUGUGUUUGGCGGGCACAGGUGAUCGCACGUCCACGUCUGCACAUGACAGCAGUUGUGGCAGAAGUCACCGUCGUGGUACCGCUGUUGCUGAUAGUGAUGACGAUGAUGGUGCUGAUGAUGAUGGUGCUGAUGAUGAUGGUGCUGAUGAUGAUGGUGCUGAUGGUGGUGGUGAUGGACGGGCCACGGUUGCCGUGGAGACGACGUCGCGUGUGAUUGCGGUGUGCCGGCGCGGGAAUGAUUCGCAGCACGCUGCCGUGUUGCUCGAGCAGAUCAUACGCACACACGCGGCCAGCAGCAGCAACAGCAGUGGAGAUGGUGGUGAUGGCGGUGAUGGCAACAGCGCAGCCGAGGUGCAGGUGCUGGAUGUCGUUGGAGGCCUGCACGCUUGGUCAAAGGCUGUGGACCCUUCGUUCCCAACGUACUGACGCGAUGCGCAGGUGGUGGCGGUGAUGGCGGGCGGUGGUGAGUGAUGUUGUAGUGGGGUGAGUAAGGCAUUCGGCAAUAAAAGGAACAACAGUUUGGCAG
Molecule: messenger RNA, 1640 nt
Organism: Salpingoeca rosetta
Lineage: Eukaryota; Choanoflagellata; Craspedida; Salpingoecidae
Product: sulfurtransferase MOCS3
Exons: 10
Coding region: 32-1540 (502 amino acids)
Biological process (GO): protein urmylation; tRNA wobble position uridine thiolation
Cellular component (GO): cytoplasm; cytosol
Molecular function (GO): thiosulfate-cyanide sulfurtransferase activity; URM1 activating enzyme activity; adenylyltransferase activity
Source: RefSeq, a predicted model, not a curated record